CAAUGCUCUCGCGCGUCGCUUGUUUAUGGUGACGUCAGGGCGCAGUCUCUUCAGUCUCUGGGUGGCGGCAGACAGUCUGUCUGCGCGUACAACACGACUUCGAAUAAAACAGUAAAAACGCGGAAUAUUAACACAAACAUGAGUCUGCACUGCAGCUAAAGGAUCCAAUGGGAAGACGGGAUACUGAACGGCAGUGCUGAGAGUUGUACAAUGCAGUGAACCAAAUGGGGCAUUGCAGUACCCGAAUCAUCGUCCUGUUCCUGCUUCAGUUCUUACAGACAUCAGCUAAAGAUGUCUCCAUUGGCUGCAUGUGUGUGGGCAGUGACUGUAAUGAGCAGCAGUGCACCGGAGACCAGUGUUACACCUCCGUUAUCAUCACAAACGAUGUGACAACGUUCAAACGCGGCUGCCUGGUUGGGCUGGAGAGCAAGCGCAUGACCUGCUCCGCGACACACACAGCUAGUCGUGUCGUAGAAUGCUGCUCACAACACAUGUGCAACGCCAACGUCUCCAAAGAGACCCUGCUUCGACUACUGCUGACCAGUCCAGAAACUGAAAAGCCUGUGCAUUACCGUGUGGAGAUGCUGGUUCUCUUUGUGUUGGGGCCGUUUGUGGUUCUGGGUUUUCUGUCUGUGCUGGCUCUGCUGGUGUGCCGUCGACUCCAUCAUGGGCGUCUGGAAAGACUGCACGAGUUCGACACUGAGCAGGGGGCCAUCGACGGGCUCAUCGCGUCUAAUGUCGGAGACAGCACACUUGCGGACCUGAUGGAUCAUUCUUGCACAUCAGGCAGUGGAUCAGGACUGCCAUUCCUGGUGCAGAGGACGGUUGCGCGGCAGAUCAGUCUGGUAGAGUGUGUUGGUAAGGGACGGUAUGGUGAAGUGUGGAGAGGUCAGUGGCAAGGAGAGAACGUAGCUGUGAAGAUCUUCUCCUCCAGAGAUGAGAAGUCAUGGUUUAGAGAGACAGAAAUAUACAACACUGUUCUACUACGACAUGAAAAUAUAUUAGGAUUCAUGGCUUCUGACAUGACCUCCCGAAACUCCAGCACUCAGCUGUGGCUCAUCACACACUAUCACGAGAACGGCUCUCUCUAUGACUACCUGCAGCGUGUUGCCGUGGAGAUGGCAGAUGGGCUGCACAUGGCGGCGUCGGUAGCCAGCGGGCUGGUGCACCUGCACACAGAGAUUUUUGGCACUGAAGGCAAACCGGCCAUCGCUCACAGAGACCUGAAGAGCAAGAACAUCCUGGUGAAGAAAGACCUGCAGUGCUGCAUCGCUGACCUGGGUCUGGCAGUAACACACACGCAGUCUGAUAAUCAGCUGGACGUGGGAAACAAUCCUAAAGUGGGAACCAAGCGCUACAUGGCACCAGAGGUUCUAGAUGAGACCAUCCAGACAGACUGUUUCGAUGCCUAUAAACGGGUGGACAUCUGGGCCUUUGGUCUGGUGCUGUGGGAGAUCGCUCGCAGAACCAUCAGUAAUGGAAUCGUCGAGGAAUACAAGCCACCUUUCUACGACCUGGUGCCUAACGACCCUAGCUUUGAUGACAUGAGGAAAGUAGUUUGUGUGGAGCAGCAACGGCCGUUCAUUCCCAACCGCUGGUUUUCAGAUCCUACCCUCUCCGCUCUGGUGAAGCUCAUGAAAGAGUGCUGGUACCAGAACCCGUCGGCUCGACUCACUGCCCUGCGUAUCAAAAAGACUCUGGAUAAAAUCCACAGCUCGCUGGAGAAGGGCAAAACCGACUGCUGAGGAGAGAGAGCCUGCGUGUAUCCAGACCAUUGGAUUCGAGCGCUGGCGUCUGUCCCAACCCUAACAUGCUGUUCAUUCGCUUUGUUCUUCCUGUCCAUUGGCCUAAAAACUUUUUAUAGAGAAUUCUGCUCUUUUAUGGAUGGUUUUUCCCACUGAACCCAGUGGGAUUCCCAUUUCCCCUCCACAAAAGGAGAGAAAUACGGACACAGUCUGACAGGCCUUGAAUUGAACCCUCAAUUAUGGAUUUUUUUUACGCCAUCACAUUGUCUAUUUAACCAUUGGCAAACUUUUAAGAUUUGUACUUUUCGGGAAAAACGAAGAGGACACGCUGAAAUGCAAUCUCUACCCGUAGUGUGUGUGUGUGUGUGUGUGUGCGCAUGAUUCUUAUUACAACCAGAAGAACUUUAUAGCUGUAAUGUCACUUGCUUUUAGAAAUAUGAUGGUUUUUGAGCUUUUCAAAGGUCCCAAUAAUUCUUGUAGAUAAUUUAGGCAAAAGUCAGUCACAGUUUUUGAAUUAGCUACAGUGAACUUGUGUUAUAAAGCUCUUUGGUUACAAAAUGCCGCUAUGUAUAGUAGAGAACUACAGACUCUCUUAAAUUAGGCUUGUUUAGUGAUUCUGAAGCAGUGGUUAAAGGGAUAAUUCACCUAAAAAUGAAAAAUCUGUCAUUCAUAUAAUUUUAACUAGGGAUGCACCGAUAUGAAAAUUUUAGCCGAUACCGAUAAUUCUUCAUGUUUGAAAUCUAAUAACUGAUAUAUUGGCCCAUUAAUCUAAAUCAAAAUUUUUAUAUAAUUUGAGAGCCUGAUUACAAAAACAAAAGUCUCAAAUUUUGGCCGAUACUGAUAACCGAUAAUUCUUUAUAUUUGAAAGCCGAUAACCGAUAUAUUGCCCGAUAAAAAAUUAUAUAAAAAUUUUGAAUUUAGAUUUGAGAGCCUGAUUACAAAAACAAAAGUCUCAAAUUUUGUCCGAUACCGACAACCGAUAAUACUUUAUAUUUGAAAUCUAAUAACUGAUAUAUUGGCCCAUUAAUCUAAAUCAAAAUUUUUAUAUAAUUUGAGAGCUGAUUACAAAAACAAAAGUCUCAAAUUUUGGCCGAUACCGACAACCGAUAAUUCUUUAUAUUUGAAAUCUAAUAACUGAUAUAUUGGCCCAUUAAUCUAAAUCAAAAUUUAUAUAAUUUGAGAGCUGAUUACAAAAACAAAAGUCUCAAAUUUUGGCCGAUACCGAUAAUCUUUAUAUUUGAAAGCCGAUAACUGAUAUAUUGGCCAAUAAAUCUAAAUCAAAAUUUUUAUAUAAUUUUUGAGAACCUGGUGGACAGUGCGCAUCUGUCUCAGCUGAAGGAAAUAAUCCAUUAUUUAUCGGCUUUAAUAUAUCGGCCAAAUUUUCUUAUCAGGCCGAUAACAAUAACAUUAAAAAUGAACAUUUAUCGGCCGAUACCGAUAUGGUGGCUGAUAAAUAUUGUGCAUCCCUAAUAUUAACCCCAAAUUACUUUGUGACCAGGGACUGUCAACAUCCCUGAAAGUGACAGAAAAAGUUCUAUAGGUUUGGAAUUACAUUAGUAAAUGAUGUAAAUGAUGAUAGAAUUCAUCUCAUGAGGGCUUCCUUUGACACAAGGCCUUUCUGACCUGUUGCCUCUAUGCCUGCCUGACAAAAAGCCAUUGUAGCACAUCAUAGUGCUUUUUUUUGUAGCCGUUUGUCUUUCUCUUUGCCCUCACCGGCAUGCGUACUUGAUGUUUCUUCACUGACAAUCAGCCGCUGUCCAGUAGGCCUGAAUUAUUUGCUAAUGUUGUGUACAAAACCCUAAUUACGCAUUUAAGCUGACAUGUCAACACACUAACAAAGCUAGCCGAAGUCAUAAACAGACUCUGGUUUUGUGAAUUUGCAUAUUUGUUUAUCCUCACGCUUUUUGACACUUUUGUAUCACGGUUUUCAACAUGCGCCAUAAACCGAGAGUAUGCGAAUGAUUUUUACAUUUUAAACGUUUUUUGACUAUUUAAAAGUGCGGCGUCACUCUAAUAUAGGAUUUAUGAGGUUUACAAAGGAAAACACUACAGUUGCAUCCCAAGUCGAGAUGGUUUGUGUACGUUGCUUUUGGAUUGGAUUGAGUUGAGUGUGAUGUUUUGUCGACGCUGUCAUGACACACUACAUGUACCGCUCAACACUGGUCACUUUUGCUCUCCCACAAACGACUGAACGUUUACAUAUGUGUUCUACUGGGGAAUGAUCUUAGGAAUUAGACUACAGGAAUUGUUGCAUUAUGAACUGUGAAUAUGUUAUAAUGAAGAACCCAUAUCUGUAUGAUGUUACUGGAAUAUAAAAUGCAAGACACGGUUAUGAAUUUAAAAAAACUGCUCUCUUUGUUGGUUACAACAGUAGAUUGGUUUCCUUGUCAUGUCUUUGUGCUUAACAAAAGGUUGUCCAUGCUGUGAUAAUGCUUUCUUUAACCAUAAAUUUCAAGAAUCGUGUUGCACAUUAUCAUGCAUUUGUCUUGUCAUGCAUUUAGCUAAAUUAAGUCUUGGUAAAGGUUCCCCAUUGUCUGACUCUGCUGGGAAAUGACCUGCUAAUCUGUGGUGAUGUUUACAGGAGGUCUGGAGCUGCUCUUUGAUAACCAGUGCUUCAGAAGACCGGCUGAAGCUAAUGAGAGCGUACAUGCCGACUCUGCCACAGACGCAAGAUCAGUUGUAGACCACUUUAGUAGCAGUAAAAAAAAUGGCUCUGAAAGAAGCUUCCAGAUAGACAGCUUUCCUGUUGAACCGUUUGUUUUCUGUUUAGCACAAUGGAUGGAUCCUUUAUGAAUUUAUUUGUAUGUGAUGGGGGAAAAAUGCCAGUAAAAAGGCAUAAGCCAUUGUUAACCAAAAUAUUAUUUUGUUUAAAUGCAUUUAACAACUUUUUUGUUGGUGAGGAACACGAGACAAAAUCUGGUGUAUUUACAUGAUUGAUUUAAAAUAAAAUCUCAUGCUGGGCGUUUAUUUGAAGAA
Ctenopharyngodon idella (grass carp) is the source of this 4721-nucleotide messenger RNA. Its product is annotated as activin receptor type-1-like. Gene Ontology annotation, molecular function: SMAD binding; ATP binding; transforming growth factor beta receptor activity, type I. Gene Ontology annotation, biological process: BMP signaling pathway; transforming growth factor beta receptor signaling pathway; cellular response to growth factor stimulus. Bases 225 to 1745 code for a protein of 506 amino acids. The record is from RefSeq and is a predicted model, not a curated record. Gene Ontology annotation, cellular component: BMP receptor complex; plasma membrane. The transcript has 11 exons. NCBI's taxonomy places the organism in Eukaryota, Metazoa, Chordata, Actinopteri, Cypriniformes, Xenocyprididae.